CUCGGGUGCAAUCCGUACUCUCAGUGGGUUCCCUUUUAGUGGGUUCCCUUGUCCCCAGGCCCAUUAUUCUGUCCUCCUCUUUUCCCUUAUGUCUUUUGGCGCGGUCUCCCGGCUCUGCGGGUCCAGGGCUCCGGAUGAGGUCUCCCGCCGUCCCGACCCCGGCAAGGGGCCAGCUUGGUGUCGCCUUCGUUCUUCUGCCACCCCGUUUGGAAGGUGCUCGGGUCUUCGGGGCGCUGGGUCCCAUCAGUCCCUCCUCACCUGGGCUCACCCUCGGGGGUCUGGCCGUGAGCGAGCACCGACUCAGCAACAAGCUGUUGGCCUGGAGCGGCGUCCUUGAGUGGCAGGAGAAGCGCAGACCCUACUCUGACUCCACUGCAAAGCUGAAGCGGACCCUGCCCUGCCAAGCCUAUGUGAACCAAGGCGAGAACCUGGAGACCGACCAGUGGCCGCAGAAGCUGAUCAUGCAGCUGAUUCCGCAGCAGCUGCUGACCACUUUGGGGCCCCUGUUCCGGAACUCCCAGUUGGCACAGUUCCACUUCACCAACAGAGACUGCGACUCGCUCAAGGGACUCUGCCGCAUCAUGGGCAACGGCUUUGCGGGUUGCAUGCUGUUCCCCCACAUCUCGCCCUGUGAGGUGCGCGUGCUCAUGCUCCUGUACUCGUCCAAGAAGAAGAUCUUCAUGGGCCUCAUCCCCUACGACCAGAGCGGCUUCGUCAGCGCCAUCCGGCAGGUCAUCACCACCCGCAAGCAGGCAGUGGGACCUGGUGGUGUCAACUCAGGCCCAGUCCAGAUCGUCAACAACAAGUUUCUGGCAUGGAGCGGCGUCAUGGAGUGGCAGGAGCCCAGGCCUGAGCCCAACAGUCGGUCCAAGAGGUGGCUGCCGUCCCACGUCUACGUGAACCAGGGGGAGAUCCUGAGGACCGAGCAGUGGCCAAGGAAGCUGUACAUGCAGCUCAUCCCGCAGCAGCUGCUGACCACCUUGGUGCCGCUGUUUCGGAACUCGCGCCUGGUCCAGUUCCACUUCACCAAGGACCUGGAGACACUGAAGAGCCUGUGCCGGAUCAUGGACAACGGCUUCGCUGGCUGCGUGCACUUUUCCUACAAAGCAUCGUGUGAGAUCCGCGUGCUUAUGCUCCUGUAUUCUUCGGAGAAGAAAAUCUUCAUCGGCCUCAUCCCCCACGACCAGGGCAACUUUGUCAACGGCAUCCGGCGUGUCAUUGCCAACCAGCAGCAGGUCCUGCAGCGGAACCUGGAGCAGGAGCAGCAGCAACGAGGGAUGGGGGGGUAGUGGCCACCCCGGGCUGGGCCCCUCCAGAGUCACAGAUGAGGCCCCGGCAGAGACUGGUGAGUGGUGACCCUGUCAUGUACAGGAGGGACCCUGGGGCAUGGGGGGGGGGGCGCGUGGGUGCGGUUGGGAAAGAAGCAGGGCGACCUUGGCCUUGGGGCGACCAGAGCAGAGGGAGAGGCGGCAGUCCUGGCAGUCCUAGGCUAUCUGGGAAACUGUAUCCCGGCUGCAGGGCCAUGGGAGGUGCAGUGUCCAGGCCUGGGUGGGGCCGGGCCUCUGCCCACAGGGAUGUUGGUCAGUGCUUGGGAGCUUGUGGCCAGCAGCCCCCACUGCACCCCUGCCCCCAGGUGACAUGCUUCUGAACAGGGGCCCCUGGGGACUUCAACUGCCCAGCAACAUGGAGGAUGGUGUCCUGAGGCCUCCAAGGAUGGUCCCCACCCCUCUACGUUUCCCUAAUAAAGCCUUUUAAAAACCUG
Messenger RNA from Mandrillus leucophaeus (drill), 1762 nucleotides. It is a transcript of the gene PTOV1, whose product is annotated as prostate tumor overexpressed 1. Gene Ontology annotation, cellular component: transcription regulator complex. The transcript is spliced from 12 exons. Bases 135 to 1289 code for a protein of 384 amino acids. The record is from RefSeq and is a predicted model, not a curated record. Gene Ontology annotation, biological process: positive regulation of transcription by RNA polymerase II. Lineage: Eukaryota; Metazoa; Chordata; Mammalia; Primates; Cercopithecidae.